Messenger RNA from Cucurbita moschata (crookneck pumpkin), 1959 nucleotides. Its product is annotated as ABC transporter G family member 8. The record is from RefSeq and is a predicted model, not a curated record. The transcript is spliced from 3 exons. Lineage: Eukaryota; Viridiplantae; Streptophyta; Magnoliopsida; Cucurbitales; Cucurbitaceae. The coding region runs from base 157 to 1941 and encodes 594 amino acids. Gene Ontology annotation, molecular function: ATP hydrolysis activity; ABC-type transporter activity; ATP binding. Gene Ontology annotation, cellular component: membrane.
GAAGUUAAAAUACAUCAGGGGUAAAACCGAGAAUUUGAAGGCAAAAAACUAAAUUAUUUUCAUAAUUUGUUCCUUACGUUAUUUCAUUUCAUUUCUCCUCCAAAUCUCUGUCUCUAUCUCUCUCACUUCUCUCGCCGUCAGAAAGAUUUCUCUCUAAUGGAAGAAGACCAACCACGGACACAGCCACCGCCGUCGCCGCCGUCGAGAAGCUACACAUUAACGGCAUCGUCAAUCUCCUACGCGAAAUCCACGGCCGCUGCCACCGUGUCGUCGUACAGCUGGUUCAAAUCCUGCACCGCGGCCGAACCCACCUACAUUAUCCGUGACAUCUCAUUCACAGCCCACCCUUCUCAAAUCCUCGCCAUCGUUGGCCCAAGUGGCGCCGGAAAAUCAACUCUCCUAGACAUUCUCGCAGCCCGAACCUCGCCAACACACGGCGUCCUCCUCCUCAACUCCGCCCCUCUCAACCCUUCUACCUUCCGUAAACUCUCCGCUUACGUCCCACAGCACGACGCCUGUCUACCUCUCUUAACCGUCUCCGAGACCUUCGCCUUUGCCGCCCGCCUCCUCCUCCCAGAAAAAUCCCAAAUUCUCGCCACCGUCAACUCCCUUCUGGCAGACCUCAACCUCACCCACGUCGCCAACACCCGCCUCAUCUCUGGCCUGUCAGGCGGAGAACGGCGGCGAGUCUCAAUCGGCCUCAGCCUCCUCCACGAUCCAGCCAUUCUACUCCUGGACGAACCCACCUCCGGCCUCGACAGCGCAUCAGCCUUCAACGUGAUCUCAACGCUUAAAUCCAUCUGCGUAUCGCGAAAUCGGACGGUGGUGCUUUCAAUUCACCAGCCAAGUUAUCGAAUUUUGUCGGCUAUCGAUGAGAUUCUCUUACUUUGUGAAGGGUCCGUGAUUCACCACGGGACUGUUUCGAGCCUCGAGAGCUUUUUGGUUUCCAAGGAAUUUUGUAUUCCUCCACAGCUUAAUCCUUUGGAAUUUGCUAUGGAAAUUCUGAACCAGCUCACGCCUUGUUCGACUUCAGAUUCUUCGCCCGUCGUUGCUAAUGACGUCGUUGCUAAAGACAAUCAAAUCAAAUAUAGAAGCUCGAGAUUGCAUGAAAUCUUGACCCUCCAUUGGCGAUUUUGGAUCAUCAUUUUUAGAACCAGGCAGCUGCUUUUGACCAACACUUUGGAGGCGCUCAUCGUUGGAAUUGUUUUAGGUACAAUUUACAUAAACAUCGGAAUGGACAAGGCAGGGAUAGAGAAAAGAUUCGGUCUUUUCGCCUUCACACUAACAUUCCUACUCUCUUCCACAACCGAAACUCUCCCCAUUUUCCUCAACGAACGCCCAAUUCUCCUCCGUGAAACCUCCGCCGGCGUCUACCGUCUCUCCUCCUACAUAAUCGCCAACACCCUCGUUUUCCUUCCCUAUCUCCUCGCCAUCGCCGUCAUCUACUCUGUCUCCGUCUACUUCCUCGUUGGGCUAUGCGCCACGUGGCAGGCCUUCUCCUACUUCGUCCUCGUGAUUUGGGUCAUCAUUCUGAUGGCCAAUUCGUUUGUCUUGUUCUUGAGCUCCCUCGCUCCGAAUUUCAUCGCCGGGACGUCACUGGUUACCGUUCUCCUCGCCGCGUUUUUCCUUUUCUCCGGCUACUUUAUAUCCCAGGAGAGCUUGCCCAAGUUCUGGGUGUUUAUGAACUUCAUGUCCAUGUACAAGUACGCUCUGGACGCCUUGCUUAUAAACGAAUAUUCCUGCUUGGUUUCCAGAUGCUUCAUUUGGUUUGAGGAGGAUCGAAAGGAGUGUUUGGUUACCGGUGGAGAUGUGUUGGUGAAGAGAGGGCUUGAUGAGAAUCAACGGUGGAGGAACGUUUAUGCUUUGGUCGCGUUUUUUGUGUUUUAUCGCCUUCUUUGCUUGCUUGUUUUGAUUCGAAGGGUUUCUACAUCUAAGAAAUAAUAAUAAUAAUAAUAAUAA